Ricinus communis (castor bean) is the source of this 1911-nucleotide messenger RNA. Its product is annotated as tRNA dimethylallyltransferase 9. The coding region runs from base 113 to 1453 and encodes 446 amino acids. Gene Ontology annotation, biological process: cytokinin biosynthetic process; tRNA modification. The record is from RefSeq and is a predicted model, not a curated record. The transcript is spliced from 11 exons. Gene Ontology annotation, molecular function: tRNA dimethylallyltransferase activity. NCBI's taxonomy places the organism in Eukaryota, Viridiplantae, Streptophyta, Magnoliopsida, Malpighiales, Euphorbiaceae.
CCUUAAUAUCUUGGCAAGCAAUAGCAGACAACGUAGAGAUUUUUCACGACUAACAGAAAGAAUAAACCCAACCCGUUCUCUAUCUAUCCAUCUCUAUACCGUUGAGAGUAAAAUGAUAAUGAGCGAAGUAUGUGGCCUCCGUCCACAUAGCCUCCGCUUCCUCCUCCCUUCUCCGCCAUUAUCACUCCGUCGUCGCCUAUUCGCCACGACGACAUGCUCUGCCACCAAAAGGGAGAAAGUUCUUGUAAUUUCUGGUCCCACUGGAGCUGGAAAGAGCCGGCUUGCUCUAGAGCUGGCUAAGCGGCUCAAUGGUGAAAUUAUCAGCGCCGAUUCUGUCCAGGUUUAUCGUGGUCUUGAUGUUGGAUCAGCAAAGCCUUCUCCAACUGAAAGGAAGGAAGUGCGUCACCAUCUGAUUGACGUAUCACACCCAUCUGAAGACUAUUCAGUUGGAAAAUUCUUUGAGGAUGCUAGGCAAGCCACACGUGAUAUUCUGGACAAUGGGCGUGUUCCUAUAGUUGCUGGUGGAACUGGAUUGUAUUUGCGAUGGUUCGUAUAUGGAAAGCCAGAUGUUCCAAAAGCCUCCCCAGAGAUUGCUUCUCAAGUGUACUCAGAGCUUGCGGAACUGCAGGAAAACCAGGACUGGGAUGCAGCUGUCCAGUUAGUAGUCAAUGCAGGUGAUCCAAGGGCUCAGUCCUUGCCUGCCAACGAUUGGUAUCGAUUACGACGCAGCCUUGAAAUAAUCAAGGCUACUGGAUCUCCUCCAUCUUCUUUCCAAGUUCCAUAUGAUUUUUUCAAGGAACAAUUAGGUACACGAUUAACAGAGAGCUCUCUCAAUGCAAAUUUAGCUGGUGACGUAUCUGCGAAAGUUAAACCUAAAGACUUGGACUAUGAUUUCAUUUGUUUUUUUCUCUCAAGCCCCAGACUAGAUCUUUAUAGAUCAAUUGAUUACCGUUGUGAAGAUAUGCUUUCAGGAACUGAUGGGAUUUUGUCUGAGGCCAAAUGGCUUCUUGACAUGGGUCUCCUUCCAAAUUCCAACUCUGCAACUCGGGCUAUUGGUUAUAGACAAGCAAUGGAGUACCUUUUACAGUGUAGGCAACAAGGGGGUAGGAGUUCUGCAGGAGAAUUUUAUGCUUUUCUAUCUGAAUUUCAGAAAGCAUCUAGGAACUUUGCAAAAAGGCAAAUGACAUGGUUUCGCAAUGAGCAUAUCUAUCACUGGCUCAACGCUUCUAGGCCCCUGGAAAAGGUGCUUAACUUUAUUUAUGAUGCAUACCAUGAUCAAACUGGCUCUUUGGUUGUUCCUGAAUCACUUCGAAUGAACAAAUCUAAUCAACGAGAAAACCUUCAACUAAAGACUUAUCGCACCAAAAAUAGGCAUUUUGUCAGCCGGAAUGAUUGCUCUGAUAUUCUAGACUGGAUAAGGACUCAAGGUGAAGUAAUGAGCAAUGUUGUUUGACUUUGAGUUGGCUCCAUUUGAGCAAUUUGCAAUUUGAUAUUAUGGAAGAGCUUCUCUGUUUCUUGCAAAAAUAAGAAAUCUGCAUUUUAAUGGCGUCGGAGUUCUCCAUCCAGUUUGAGUUUGGCUUGGCUUGACAAUGCUUUUGCAAGGAUAAUUGCGGAUUCCACCAGUGAGCAUUCUUUGAGCAUUAACUUUCAGAACUGCAAACUCAGUUGUUCUGAUGAAAAGGGCUGCUAGAAUGUUGUAUAAUUUAUUCUUCUUCGCUCUCUCUCUUUUUCACCCUUUUGUUUGGGUUGGUGGUUGGCAAAAUUGUACACACAGGUAAAAUUGUCAUGUGUUUCGCUUUACAUUUGAACUGUUAAACAUGUUCUGCUACAUUUAGAUUCCUGCCUUUUGUAGUAAGAUUAUCUAUGCCGUGAUGCGGGUUUCAUUAAUAGGAAUGUCUUUUAGAAUAACCA